This is a messenger RNA of Calliphora vicina (urban bluebottle blowfly), 1081 nucleotides long. It is a transcript of the gene Cpr67B, whose product is annotated as Cuticular protein 67B. The coding region runs from base 88 to 876 and encodes 262 amino acids. The transcript has 2 exons. The record is from RefSeq and is a predicted model, not a curated record. Gene Ontology annotation, molecular function: structural constituent of chitin-based larval cuticle. Gene Ontology annotation, cellular component: chitin-based extracellular matrix. Lineage: Eukaryota; Metazoa; Arthropoda; Insecta; Diptera; Calliphoridae.
ACAUUUUAACAGUUGAAGUUGACAAAACAAACGAUAAGAUAAUCAAAUUUAAUUAAAAGUAUAGAACGUGUUAUUAAAUUAAAAACAAUGAAGUGCAUUUUGUUCAGUGUAUUUUUGGUGGUUUUACCCACUGCUCUAUUGGCUGAGAAUAUUUUCAAAAUCAAUAUUUCUCCCGAAGAAGCCCAACAGUUUCUUAAUCAAGCCGGUCUUCGUGGCUUAAACAACAUUGAGUACGCACCCAAGACUGGUGAGAAUCCCCUGCCCGAGGCACGCAAUGAAAAGGGAGAAUUUGUCUAUAUGGGACGCGUUAUUGAACAUCCAGAAGAGUAUGUAGAAGAACAUUAUGAUGCCCAUCAGUAUCAUGGUCAAGAUGGUUUGGGUCAGUACGUAUACGGUUACAAGGACUGGAAUCAGGGUAAAAACGAAAAGAAAGACGCUGAUGGUACCGUCAGUGGCACCUACAAAUACGUCCAACCCCAUGGUCGUGACUUUGUGGCCAACUACUAUGCCGACAAGACCGGUUUCCAUGUGGAAGACAAUCGUCCAGCUUACUUGAAAACACCAGCCACCAAGACCCCAGCUGUUCUCAAGGCCGAAGAGGAACAUUUCAAGUUGUGGGGUGAAUUAGCUGCCGCCAAUGGUCACAGUCCCGAUCCUUAUGCUGCCGAAUAUCAAACACAAGAAGGUCGCUAUGAACCCUCUGCCGCCGAACAACAAGAAUAUGUCCAUCAAGAACCACCCUAUGUGCCUGGACCCGAAGAGAAGGGUGACCCCAAGGGCUUCUUCUAUGCCUUCGAUUAUAAUGUACCAUUGUUGCGCAACAAGCAGGAACGUGCUGAAUUAGAACAAUUGCGUUCUGUUAACAAUAAGGAUUAGAGCGUUCACAGAUUGAGGUUGAAUUAUAAACGAAACAAACCAGAAAACUUUCAUUAGUAAAAUCAUAACAAAUAUAUGUAUAUUUAUUUAAUUUUUGUAAUAAUUUUAUUUAUUUAUUUUUUAUAAAACCCAUAUACAAAUGUACCUCAUAGUGUUGUAAAUAAAAACUAUACGAAUUACAUUCGACAUAAAAAAAAAACAAAAA